CAAAAUGUCUUUUAAAAGGCAAUCAAGAAGGUCAAAUACAAGUCAAAAUUUAUUAGAAAAUAAAUUGGAUUCCCUUGCAAAAGCUACAGAAAAGGUCCCUCUCAAUGGUGACUUAUCACUAGAGCCAUAUCUCAAAGGCAGCACACGGAAUGAAUCCAAGCAAACUAAAGGUAACUACCAGGCUGAACAGGAAUAUAAUGGCUAUAACAACCCUAACUUUCUAAAAAUGGGAAACCAGUUUUAUAACACAGAGGGAAAAGCAAGAUUUAGAGUUAGAGAAGAGCUUAAUAAUAGCUCGCCCAAUAAAUAAACCUCACCAAGGACAGGGCCAGCCCUUGGUAGAUGAAGAGACGAUUGAGCUGAGAAGGAAGACUUAUCAAUUCUUCAAGCCGAGCCCUGAUAACUAUUCAUUAGACAAGAAUUUCUCUUCACAGUUUAAGACUCAACCAAGAAGAGUUGAAGAACAUGCCAGAGAAAAUGAUGGGAUUACAGAAUAUACAAAAGAAGAGAUGGCAGGGUUCAAGACGGUUUUCAAUACUUUUGAUAAGACCAAUAAAGGAGAGGUGUCUCUCACAGAUUUAGGCUCAAUAUUUCAGUCUUUCGGGAGAAACCCUGACGAACUUCCUAUUAUUCUUAGAGAGUUUGGAUUGAACAAUCUUCAUGGAAAGGGAAAAAUAAAAUUUAACCUCUUCGUUAAAAUUAUGCAAAGACUCGAGACUGAGAUUGACAAAACUCAUGACGAUAUUGAUCAAGAUUUAAGCAUCCAGAGUAAGACUUUUCAUCAGAGACCUCACAACGACCUCUCCAGUACUGACUAUGAGCAUGACAUCUAUGCUAGUCAUUACACAUCGGGAGAUUAUGGCCAAGAUGAGCCAAUCCAUCCAGAAUAUGAAGUUUUUGAACAAACUCAGAAGCAUUUUAAGAAUAAUGAUAUUGAGGAAAUAUACACUCCUGAACCUGAGCCUGAGUUACAGGAACAAGCACAUAAGGAUUUCGAAUCAGAGGAAAAACCUUUAGAGGGUAAUAUAAAAUUCUAUCAUGAAAUUCCUACUCAAAAUGUUAAACCUCGAUUAAGGUCAAAGUCAGUUGCAGAGGGGGUAUCUUGGAAGUCAAGUUACCAACCUCCUAGAUCCCCAACUGAAAAGGAGAGGAAGCUAUAUGGAACAAUGCUGCCUAAGACUGGGGUGUACUUCUUGCCUGACCUCAGAGUUAUUGAUCAAAUCAAAACUCUUACUAACUACAAAAAGCAGUACCUCAAGGAAGGAAAGCUUAUGGAGGCUAAAUAAGUCAAAGAAAAAGAUCUCUGAGCUUAGGAGCAAAGAAAUGAUCAAACAGCUAACCAACAUGUGAAUAUCUCAUGAGAAAGAGGUGAAAGAAGUAAAGAAGGCACAAAAAUAAGCAAUUUGAGCACUUCCAAGGUAACUUGCCUUUAUAAUUCUUAUAGAAUCUUGGGACUCUUUUAUGGAAGAUUACGAACAAUCAGCCCAAGAAUCUAUUGGAAAUGCCCAAAAAGAUCAGAAGAAGGAAGUCAAAGAGCUUGAAGAUAUCAUGAAUAAUAACCCAACGUUUAAAGUGACACUUUCUCAAGACCUAAUCCUUUUGAGGAAUAAGAUCAACAAACUAAUAUCCCUUGGCAAAUAUGAAGAAGCCAACCAUCUCAGAGAGAAAGCUGAAGAGCAAGAAAAGAUAGAAUACACUAAGGCUGCGAUAGAAUCAGAUCUUGAUGUUGACAAAAAUAAGGUAAAACUUAAUUUUACACAUCAAAAAACGAUCAGAGCCAUGCUCCUUCGGAUCGAAAGAGAUCGAAGAGAACAAGACAAACAUAGGAAGGAAGACACUCAGAGAUUAGUGCAGAGAAAUAAGAAUUUACUUAAGAGUAUAUCAACAAGGCAGGCUCAGGAGAAAUAGAAAGACAAAGCAAUUCCUUUCCUGGGCUCUUGGUGAUAUCUCUAAAUUCAAAAACCAUAAGUCUACAAUUGAAGAUUCUCAUAUUAGUAGAGUUGUGGCUCCAAGAGAUCGAGAAUCAAGAGCGAUCUCUCAGGCAAGAAUAUGAGGAAUAAGCACAAUUAAAUCAAAGUUUAAUACAUUAAUGAAGAACAGAAAUAGUUUACCUCUUGUAAGACAUAAUAGAGCUAGUAAAAGUGAAGCUAAAGUCCCUAUCAAAAGAAAACUUAAAAGUACUAUCAUCGGAAAUUUUAAGAGAAGUAUCAAGCAUAAAGCUGUUGGGAGACACCCUAGGAGGCAUUAUCAAAACCUAAGCAGUAAUAAUGCAUAUGGCAUGUUUGAAAGAACAGGCCCAUUUGAGGAAUACUCCUCAUUCCUAUAA
Molecule: messenger RNA, 2326 nt
Organism: Moneuplotes crassus
Lineage: Eukaryota; Ciliophora; Spirotrichea; Euplotida; Euplotidae
Source: the annotation of a GenBank genome assembly